AGCAACAUGUGGACCGGAUUGAACGACCUGGCGCUUCCCGGCAUGUUCGUGUGGUCGGACCGCCAGAAGGUGACCUUCACCCACUGGGUCGCAGGAGAACCCAACCAGCGAGUUGGCCUCGGCAAGCACUGCGUGGCUCUGUUACGGCAGACUGGAAGAUGGGAGCUAAUGUCUUGCGCCCAAGUCAACAGCUUCAUGUGCAAGAUGCCCACAGUGCGCUUUCCAAUGACCUCAUUGAAGCCACAGGUAGCACAGUAGAUCAUCCACCUUGGUGACAGCCUCGCUGUGUCAGUUCCCAAUGGCUCAAGACCAAUCGAUGCCCAUGGAGAAAUUUGACAAUGGCGCCCCCCAAGCAAGUCAUCGAAGAAGAAGAUUUAAUGCCCUCCCAAAAUUGUAAUCAGAACACAUCUGCAUAAGUGUGUAGCAUUUAGCUUAGCCGUUAUUAGCCAACUCGAUGACGUGUCCGGAUGAAAUGU
Messenger RNA from Syngnathus acus (greater pipefish), 476 nucleotides. RefSeq names its product perlucin-like. Bases 7 to 258 code for a protein of 83 amino acids. The record is from RefSeq and is a predicted model, not a curated record. The transcript has 2 exons. Gene Ontology annotation, molecular function: signaling receptor activity. Lineage: Eukaryota; Metazoa; Chordata; Actinopteri; Syngnathiformes; Syngnathidae.